Myripristis murdjan (pinecone soldierfish) is the source of this 1189-nucleotide messenger RNA. It is a transcript of the gene foxl3, whose product is annotated as forkhead box L3. NCBI's taxonomy places the organism in Eukaryota, Metazoa, Chordata, Actinopteri, Holocentriformes, Holocentridae. Gene Ontology annotation, molecular function: RNA polymerase II cis-regulatory region sequence-specific DNA binding; DNA-binding transcription factor activity, RNA polymerase II-specific. The record is from RefSeq and is a predicted model, not a curated record. The transcript is spliced from 3 exons. Bases 67 to 813 code for a protein of 248 amino acids. Gene Ontology annotation, biological process: anatomical structure morphogenesis; cell differentiation; regulation of transcription by RNA polymerase II.
GCUGCUGCUGCUGCUGCUCCGUCUCACUCUGGACUGUACGGCUGACCUCUCCAAACAAGUGCAGACAUGUUUGAUAACUCUCAGUAUCCAUACAACUGUUUCAACUAUGAUGGCGAGGGAUACCCUUCCUCCAGCACGGACGAGGAGAAGAAAAUGUGCAGACCUGCAUACAGUUACAUUGCUCUGAUAGCCAUGGCCAUCCAGCAGAGUCCCGAGCAGCGGGUCACCCUGUCAGGCAUCUACGAGUUCAUCAUGAAGAGAUUCCCUUACUACCGCUCCAACCAGAGAGCCUGGCAGAACUCCAUCAGACACAACCUCUCUCUCAACAGCUGCUUCAUCAAGGUUCCACGGACAGAGGGAAAUGAGAAGGGCAAAGGAAACUUCUGGACUUUUGCCACGGGCUGUGAGUCCAUGCUCGACCUGUUUGAAAAUGGCAACUUUCGGCGACGCCGGCGCAGGAGGAACAUGAAAAUUGGCUUUCGUGACUCCGGAGAAGCCUCCUUCCACUCCACGGAGAGCCACAGCAACCAGCACGGACCUUUGGCUCGACGGCCUGAGCCAGACCCAGCUCUGUGCCCUUUGACCUCUGACAGAGCGAGGCCGGGCGUCCAGCCGGGCCACCUCAUCCCCAACCCCAGCCAGGGGAAACCGGAGUCAGAGAUCAAGUUUAGUAUUGACUACAUCCUGUCCACUCCAGAUCCUCCGCUGCCUGGGUUCAGACCGCCCCAUGGCAGCUUACACAUAGGACCCACGGGACCUCCCAUACAUGUGCUGGAGCCCCAACACCUAAACCUGCACUUCUGGACUCUGUGAGGGAGAGGAGAGCAACACCGAGACUCCACUUGGUGUUAUUCCUUCAUUCGCAUCUGUGUCUGAAACUGGGAAAUAAGGAAACACGUCCAAAGACAGAUUCCUGAUGGGGAAUUUUAUUGACUUGAAAGUGUAAAUGAGGAACAAGAUAGAGAGGUACAGUAUUAUGUUAUGGAAUCUGAAAAAAAAGACAUCUUUAAAGAGAGUAUUAAAAUAUAUAAGAAGUCAUCUGAAAGAAAAACUUGAAUAUCACAUCAGAACAAUAUAUAUUCCAAUGUUCAUAUUGUCAUUAAAUGUACAGUGUCUAGUGCCGACAGGGUUUACAGUAUUCUCUAUGUGUACAGGAGCUGUGUAUGACACCUGUAAUGACUCUAAAACC